UAGCUUCAAUUCAAAUUUCAAUACUUUUUGUUAUCAUUUUUCUAUGAAAAUCUGUGAAGAAUGUAUUGAAACACUUCUGUUACUAUAAACAGACAUGAAGUAUUUAAAAUAUGGGAAUCGUUUCGUUAAGCAUUGUUGAUUCAUAUUCUUUUUUCAAACUAGAAAUUUGUGUUGUGUUAAUUUCAUUUAUUAUAACUUAAAAAUGAAGCCAGGAAAGAGUUCGGAUGUGACUGAGGAGAUAGCUGAAGUACAUACAACAGCUCGAUCGCCGUCACCAAAGCAAAAAGCUAAGGAGCGAUCAAGAAGUAGAUCUGGCUCCCGGAAACUUUCCAAUGGACAUGCUACUGCAAAUGAAGCGAUCACGGUGGAAGACGUUCCUGAAAAGGCGAAAACCCGAGAGAAUUGGAAAAAUUCCGAACAGGAAUCCCUCGAUACGGAACUACCUAUACAUGAUCAAAUUAAAAUGGACAUCCUUGGUUUUGUUGAGAAAGAAAUAAAGAAAACUGAUAAGCCAUCAUUUGUGUUCUAUUCUCAUGAUCCGAACGGCUUGGACGAUAAGUAUUUGAAGACAUUGUCGAGACCAUCAAGUGGCCACAGAGAAAAGCGGAGUCCUUCUUACAGGAAGAAGAAAAGACACAGUUCUAGACAUCGGGACAGAGAUUUGCAUGACUUUGAAAUACCUGGAUCUAGCUUGAUAGCCUUAGAGAAGGUUGAUGAUUACUUAAAAGAGUACAACAAAGAUGAAGUAGUGACUCUCAGCGGAGAGCUGGAAAUAGAGGCGCAUGAUGUGGAAAACAACAAUGGAUCAUCUCGGGAGCUUCGGCACAAGCCAAGGAAGACCAGGCGAAAAGCCAGGGAGGACAGGCAUGAAGCUCACUCCAAUGGUAGAGAUGUUAGCCCAAAAGUGUUUAAAACUGCUAGUAGGAGUAAGGCUAAACCAGCACGUCCCGCAGACCUAACAACAAUGCUGGAGAGCUUACAGUCAAGUGUCCCAUAUCAUGAUCAGUACAUUGACAAUCCAUUUUCAUCACCAUCACCAUCACCGCUCACAUCACCCAACGAUGAUAGAAUGGACCCGUUCUCUCGGAGGCCAGAGAAGAUAUACCUACAAGGGGGUGGGACUUUCCGGGUUGUAUCACGUGACAGAAUAUUGGAGACACAGCAAUCAAGGGAUGAGGAAAAAUAUGCAAGGCUGGGCGAUGUAACGCCGCUAGAUGUCGCUCUCACAGUCCAAAAGGCGUGGCGUUCGAUCGCGCCCGCUUGUCACGGUGUCCUAGGCGGUCUAUCGCUUAUGCACUUACUGCUAAUCAGCUAUUCGGAUAGUCUAGACGCAGGACACCUGUCUUUCCAUGCGGUUGUGACUAUGCCCUAUGUGGCUGCGUAUUAUUUCUUCUGUGUGCUGUGUUUGGUGUCGGUUCUGGAUAGAUUGGACAUAACCAGUAUAGACGCAAGUCAAGGCCUCCAGCCCUGGUUCCAGCCGAUCGUGCUAGUUAUACUAUAUACCGCGUGUUUGCUCGUGUGCACUGCGGCGAGGAUGUAUGACGAGCUGAUGGUCUACCAGUAUGCGCCGCUUGUGGCUAAUAUAACUGCUAAUAUCACUACGCCGACAAUACCAACCUUCUAUCACACAUGGACACAUUUUUCAAUAUGGCGCGCGGUGUUGUCAAUACUGGGGCUUGUCUAUUUCAUCAUAUCCAGUCCGCAAGAUUUGGUUUACGUUAAUUUGAAUAAAUUAUUGCAAUUCAAACAUUCUCUACAGAGUAUUGGAUGAAUUAUUUUCGUAUUCACUAUAUAUUAUACGCGUACGGCCAAAGAUAAUUUGUAAUCUGAAGUAAUUUUCUAGAACUGUGCGAGAGGGAUGGAGAUAGCCUGGUCAGUGGUUGUCUCUUUCUAAUUUCUUUUGUUUUGUAAACGCAUGACGUCACGUCUUACGACUAAAUAGGUCAUUGCCCGGAAUUUAUUAUCUAAUGUACGAAUAGUAUUCUAUCGAUUAGUUAUUUAGAAAUUUUUAUUUAUAUAGAAUAGGCAUUUAUUUACAAAAAUCAAUGCGCGAUGAUAAAUUCAUCAAUAGACCUAAAAAUCCGUCAUUAUACUUGUAAUUAUUGUUCCUUAUAUAUUAUUACCUCUUAAAUGAAUGAAUAUUUUAGAUUUUAUUUGAAAUACGUACAAAAAUACAUUAUUUUGAUUAAUUGUUAUGCCAAAACUUAG
Messenger RNA from Zerene cesonia (dogface butterfly), 2208 nucleotides. RefSeq lists its product as uncharacterized. Bases 203 to 1771 code for a protein of 522 amino acids. Lineage: Eukaryota; Metazoa; Arthropoda; Insecta; Lepidoptera; Pieridae. The transcript is spliced from 6 exons. Gene Ontology annotation, biological process: cilium assembly. The record is from RefSeq and is a predicted model, not a curated record. Gene Ontology annotation, cellular component: ciliary transition zone.